ACUGAUUCUCUUUCCCAAUACGCAACUUCUAAUCACAAGCCACAUUAUGUCCUUGAAUCCGGCUGGUGAUGGCACAGGCACAAGCACGGCCUCGGCCACGGGCACGGGCACGAGCACAGGCACAGGCACGGGCCCUAGUGCGGGCACGACUCCGAACUACCAGCUCUAUUGGUGCUAUCAAUGCCACCGUAUGGUCCGGAUAGCGGCUGCCAAUCCAUCCGAGAUCAUUUGCCCGCGAUGCUUCGGCCAAUUCGUCGGGGAAAUCGACAAUCCUAGCCCGAGAUUAGUGGUCGACUUCACCCAGUUCGAUCCUUCUCCAGAAGCCCGAUUGCUCGAAGCCCUUUCCCUCGUCCUCGACCCUCCGAUUCGGCAUUUCAACAACCUCAGUCUCGACAAUCAGGGAUCCGAGCUUCGAGGCCGAUCUCGACUUAGACCGCGGGGUGAUGUCCCUGAUCUUGUGGAAAGAGAUUUUACGCAUCCUGAGGGUGAUUUCAUAGAGCUGAGGCCAAUGCCUAGGCCGAGGCCAAGGCCACGGCGGAGGAACCGAAGUCUUGACAGUAGAGAGAGCCUGGACCUGGAUGGCAACGGCAUCUAUGACAGGCCCUUCACUUGGAUCUUUCUUACGCCAGCUGAUCCUUCUCGUCCAAUCAUACCGCCUCCUAGGAGAGAGGGCACAGUAGCGAGAGGAAUAGAUCCUAGGGAUUUCUUUUUAGGGCGGGGGCUCGAACAGCUGAUAGAGGAAUUGACACAGAACGACCGUCCCGGCCCACCUCCGGCCCCUGACAAUGCCAUCAAUGCGAUACCGACCGUGACGAUCGAACCAAGCCACUUAAAAAAUGACUCGGAGAGUUGUCCUGUGUGCAAGGAGGAUUUCAAGGUCGGCGGGGAAGCGAGGGAACUGCCUUGCCAUCACUUGUACCAUUCGGAUUGUAUCGUCCCGUGGCUGCAGCUCCACAACUCCUGCCCGGUCUGCAGGCAGGAAGUGCCGCUUGUUUCUUAUCCCGAGGUUCCAGGGGACGACUCGGAGUCGCACGAUGAAGAAGGAAGGUGCUCCAGAUGGCUGCGACGGAGGCAUCUGUGGCCGUUUCGAGCCAGGCACAGGCAAAAUCACCCACCAGCUAACUCGUGGUGGAAUUCCUGCAGCAUUCUGUAGCUCGUUAGAUUUCGCAAUUGCCAUCGCCGGGAGAGUUCUUAAUCGAUUUGUAUGAUAGAAAACAUUGGGUAGGAUUUAAAGCACAAAAUGCAUCAUGUCCCUAACUCUAAACAGGGUGCGCUACGUUACAGGAUGAUCAUCAUCAAUCAUGGUAUGGUAGUAUGACAGAUUGACCCAGUAUGUGACCUCUAGCUUCAACAAUUAAAUCACUUCAUAUUGGAAAGACCAUUCGAAUUUGUGAU
This is a messenger RNA of Syzygium oleosum, 1395 nucleotides long. RefSeq names its product E3 ubiquitin-protein ligase RZF1-like. Gene Ontology annotation, biological process: protein ubiquitination. The record is from RefSeq and is a predicted model, not a curated record. Gene Ontology annotation, molecular function: ubiquitin protein ligase activity. The transcript has 2 exons. The coding region runs from base 47 to 1153 and encodes 368 amino acids. NCBI's taxonomy places the organism in Eukaryota, Viridiplantae, Streptophyta, Magnoliopsida, Myrtales, Myrtaceae. Gene Ontology annotation, cellular component: cytoplasm.